Molecule: messenger RNA, 1477 nt
Organism: Pomacea canaliculata
Lineage: Eukaryota; Metazoa; Mollusca; Gastropoda; Architaenioglossa; Ampullariidae
Exons: 3
Coding region: 209-1087 (292 amino acids)
Source: RefSeq, a predicted model, not a curated record
AUUGAACUCAGAUCUUAUCAUUUAGCGCGUUAGCAGGUCAUGAUGCAUAUGACAGCACAUUCAACAACAAACCACGGACGUGUGUAGGAAAUACAAUUUUGUGAACACACGAACUUGGGUUGAAAUUCAAUGACGUCCACACUAAUUAUCCUAACAAUAGGUGUGCUAUUCUGUAUUGAACACUAGCUCCCAUGGAGACGAGUACACCAUGACAUCAACUAACUCCUCGCUGGUUGUGCUGGAGGCUAUUCUGCAGAAGGUUACACAAUCUGCUUCUGGUCUUAAAUCAUUCCUGGAGAAUUUACAGUCAUGUCAACGGUUGUCUCAUGCUGUACAUCGCCAUGUCAUUCACUGCAGUAACUUUCUUUCGAAUAUGCGAAAAACUUCGGCAUAUUUGAAAGCUGUAGGUGCAGCAACAAAAGUCACAGGUGGUUUGUUUGCAGCUGCAAGUGUGAUGUCACAUUCUGAUUUGUUGAGGAAGCUUGGCUCAAAAAUGUGGAAAAUAGGGAGUAAAGCAAAACUUGGAGGUCUGGCAGGCUGUGUUCUAUGGGAAGUCUGGAACAAUGGUUUUCAAGACACUUUGUCAGCUUACCAUGCAAGCAUCUGCAGCCUAGUAACGGAUAUGACUAUCUUUCGCACACGCCUAGAAGAACUCCAGACUCUCAUUCCUGUGAGACUUGAUAUCGAGAGGCUUUUGCCCAUGUUGCUUCUAGCUUGCCCACAGGAACUGUUUUUGUAUGCAUGUCGCAUUCUCAGACUUUUUAUCACUGAUGAACAGUCAGCUGCUCUUAAUAAUUUCAUCACUAUGGCUGCAAGUACAUUUGCAACAAAUGAUGCUCUUCCAGUUCAGGUCUUUCGUGAAGCAGAAUCUUUUAAUAUUCUUGAUUCUUGCAGCUCCCUGACAAAUUCAUUGCAGAUACUGACUAUGCUGACUCAUGCUGUGGGAGAGGUGAAAGUUUUUUAUUCUGCUGCGACAAGCAUAAGUAGACAAGAUUUUGUGCAUGUGAAAGCAUCUUUGAGUAAACUUUGGCAGUUGUCAGUGUCAUUUGGAAAGAGCUUACAAAGUGUAAGGAUGUGGAGUAGCUGAAAUAUAGGUUUUAGAGGAAGGGAACUGAAAACAAAGAUGCUAGAAUAUAUUGAAAAGAGAUCUGUGAUAUGAUUUGACUGUGCUCGUCAAGGUAAUUUUAAAAAAAGUUCUGUGGCAGUCAAAUCAAUAUUUCAGUUUCCAAAUAUGCUGGGUGUUAUUUCAUGCAUUGUAUGUUGGGUAUAAUCAUUUUGGGUACUCUUUUGAAAGUCUUAGUCAGGCAAAUCAAGAUCUGAAUCUCUUUUUUCUUUUUGCAGCAAUAUUUAAUCUCAGUGGGCUUAAAAUCAGCUGUCACUAUUCAAAUAUCUGUUUAAUAAGGAAACAGUUGAAAAGUAAAAACCUGCCUAAUUUAUUGUAGGAAUUUGAAAUAAGAAAUAAAAGCUUUUACCUUUU